GUACGCAUGGGAGCGCUGCGUACAUUCUCGAUAUUUUUAGAAACUCUGAAAUGUGAGUGCAGUAGCAACUAUUUUACCUGUAUUACAACUGUAAGGUUUACACGUGAGUUUAUAGAAUAUGCAAUUAAAAAUGGCUAAAGCUUUUAAUGUAAAAUUAGUGAAGGAAUUACUUUACGAAGAAAACCAAUUUAUUUCAAAUAUAUAUUCGAAAAUACCUAUGCCUAUGUUUGAGUUAGCCAAUCAAGAUGAAGAUGAAAACGAGGAAGAAAGAGACAACAUUAAAACAAGAGUUCCAGGUAAAACGACGACGCGAGCUCGGUCUUUCGAAGAAUUACACGCAAAAUUAGAGGAAUUAAAAAAUGUGAAAAAAUUGGGAUACAAACAGAAGCUUUUGAAAAAAACUUUAAAGAAUAAAAUUAAAAAGAAAACCAAAAAAGAGGAACGUUUAAUGCAGAAAAAGUUAGUAAGAAUAGAACAGCAAGCAGCUGGUUCAAAAAUGUUUAAUCUUGAAACUAAUGGGAUGCCCAAAAUUCAUAAACCUAAACCUGUAUUUAAUUCCGAGGGUAAGAUGGUCUUUAGUAAAUUUGAUUUCUCAGAGAUUGGAACAAAAAAGAAAUCUUUGAAAAGUGAGAAAGAUCCAAAGAAAAUUCUUCAACAAUUGCAACAAAAAAGUGAAAAAUUGAAGGAAUUAGAACAGUCCGGUGAAAAGGACAAAGUUGAGGAAAUAAAAGAAAAAGAAGCUUGGAAAACUGCACUCGCAAGGGCUAAUGGAGAAAAGGUUAAAGAUGAUCCAGAUUUACUGAAACGUACAAUUAAACGACAAGAACUCCAAAAGAAGAGGAAUUCCAAAAAGUGGGAAUCCAGAUUAGAAUCCGUACAGAAAUCUAAACAAGAAAGACAAGAUAAAAGACAAGAUAAUAUUAGCAAAAGGAAAAAAGAGAAGAAGACGAAUAAGCUUAAAAAAGCUUCUAAAAAAGGAAGGAUUAUACCAGGGUUUUAAGUAUAAUUUUGUAAACUUAUCAUUAGACAAUUAAAUGAGAAAAGAUUUUUUUCUUUUAUUAUCGAAAUGCAUUUCAAGUCAAUGUGAUAUAACGCGUAUAUAUAUAUCUAUGCAUUGAUAGGAAAUACUAAAGAAACUUACAUAGGUUUUAAAAAGUGUCAUAUAAAUAGUUUCUUUCAAAUGCUGACCAUUGAUAUAUUAAUUUUUAGUAUCAUGUAUCAAUUAUUUUGUUACAAUAACAUCAUUUUUAUGUAAAUAUUUUUAAAGACGAAGACCCAAUAUUAAUAUUUUCUUAUGAUCUUCGUUGAUGAACAUUCAAUUAUUAAAAUAAAUCGUAAAUCACAGAAUGAUAAGGAAAGCGAAAAAAA
Messenger RNA from Polistes canadensis, 1368 nucleotides. It is a transcript of the gene Surf6, whose product is annotated as surfeit locus protein 6 homolog. The record is from RefSeq and is a predicted model, not a curated record. The transcript has 4 exons. Gene Ontology annotation, cellular component: nucleolus. Lineage: Eukaryota; Metazoa; Arthropoda; Insecta; Hymenoptera; Vespidae. The coding region runs from base 119 to 1000 and encodes 293 amino acids. Gene Ontology annotation, molecular function: DNA binding; RNA binding. Gene Ontology annotation, biological process: ribosomal small subunit biogenesis; ribosomal large subunit biogenesis.